AGUACAGAGAUCAUCCCAAUCCUAGGGAGACAGCAGAACCGUAGUGGAGUGGGAGGCAAGAAGCUGCAUUUUACCGUGAGAGGAUACUGUCAAAAUAUAAUCAAUGAAGGUGCUCACCAAAAUCAAAUAAUCGUCGGCGCAAAUAAUUAUAACAACCAGAGAAAAACAUAGAACAUAAGAAAGGCGUUUUGCAAGGGGUUUUCCCGUUAGUUUCACCACACACUGACAAAGAAUAGGCUAUUUUGCAAAGAUGGGUAACCGAGGUAUGGAAGAUCUAAUUCCCCUGGUAAAUAAACUCCAGGAUGCCUUUUCUGCAAUCGGACAAAACGCCAAUCUGGAUCUCCCCCAGAUUGCGGUGGUUGGGGGUCAAAGUGCUGGCAAAAGCUCCGUUCUGGAGAACUUCGUUGGGAAGGACUUCCUUCCCCGUGGAUCUGGCAUCGUCACCCGACGUCCUCUUGUUCUGCAGCUCAUUAACUGUCCCACAGAAUAUGCGGAGUUCCUGCACUGUAAAGGGAAGAAGUUUGUUGAUUUUGAGGAGGUCCGGAUGGAGAUUGAGGCCGAGACUGACCGCAUCACUGGGAGCAACAAAGGGAUCUCCUCCGUCCCCAUCAAUCUGAGGGUCUCCUCACCCCACGUCCUGAACCUGACCCUAGUGGAUCUCCCUGGGAUGACGAAGGUGCCGGUGGGUGACCAGCCACCCGACAUUGAGCACCAGAUCAGGGAUAUGAUCAUGCAGUUUGUCACCAAGGAAAACUGCCUCUGCCUCGCUGUGUCUCCCGCCAACUCGGAUCUUGCCAACUCUGAUGCUCUCAAGAUUGCCAAAGAAGUUGACCCACAAGGUCAGCGCACCAUUGGUGUCAUCACCAAACUGGAUCUGAUGGACGAGGGCACAGACGCUCGAGACAUCCUGGAGAACAAGCUGCUGCCACUGCGGAGAGGGUACAUCGGCGUGGUGAACCGCAGUCAGAAGGACAUUGAUGGGAAGAAGGAUAUCCAGGCGGCGCUGUCAGCGGAGAGGAAGUUCUUCCUGUCCCACCCAAGUUACCGACACAUGGCCGAUCGCAUGGGCACCCCUUAUCUGCAGAAAGUGCUCAACCAGCAACUGACCAAUCACAUCCGGGACACGCUGCCCGGGCUGCGCAACAAGCUGCAGAGCCAGCUGCUGUCCAUCGAGAAGGAAGUGGAGGAGUACAAGAACUUCCGCCCAGACGACCCCUCACGCAAGACCAAGGCACUGCUGCAGAUGGUGCAGCAGUUUGCGGUGGAUUUUGAGAAGAGAAUCGAGGGAUCAGGAGAUCAGAUCGACACCUAUGAGCUUUCAGGGGGAGCCCGGAUCAACCGCAUCUUCCAUGAGCGAUUCCCCUUUGAGCUGGUCAAGAUGGAGUUUAAUGAGAAGGAGCUGCGCAGGGAGAUCAGCUAUGCCAUUAAGAACAUCCACGGUAUCAGAACCGGCCUCUUCACUCCGGACAUGGCCUUUGAGACCAUUGUGAAAAAACAGAUUAAGAAGAUAAAAGAGCCUUGCCAGAAAUGUGUGGACAUGGUCAUUUCUGAGCUAGUCGAUACCGUUAGGCAGUGUACCAAGAAGCUGGGACAGUACCCCCUCCUUCGAGAAGAGAUGGAGCGCAUUGUCACCACACACAUCCGAGACCGCGAGAGCAGAACCAAGAACCAGGUGAUGUUGCUGAUAGAUAUUGAACUGGCUUACAUGAACACAAACCACGAGGAUUUCAUUGGAUUUGCCAAUGCCCAACAGAGGAGCAGCCAGAUGAGUAAGAAGAAAGCUGCCGGCAAUCAGGAUGAGAUCAUGGUGAUCAGGAAAGGCUGGCUUACCAUCAACAACAUUGGCAUCAUGAAGGGAGGUGCCAAGGAGUACUGGUUUGUGCUGACGGCCGAGACUCUAUCCUGGUACAAGGAUGAUGAGGAGAAAGAGAAGAAGUACAUGCUCCCUGUGGAUAACCUGAAGCUGAGAGAUGUUGAGAAGGGAUUCAUGUCCAGCAAGCACAUCUUUGCUCUCUUCAACACGGAGCAGAGGAACGUGUACAAGGACUACCGGCAGCUGGAGCUGGCCUGUGAGACACAGGAGGACAUUGAAAGCUGGAAGGCCUCGUUCCUUCGCGCCGGGGUCUACCCGGAGCGCAUCACGGAUAAGGAUAAACAAAGCGAGUCGGAAGAGAACGACUCAGACAACUUCAUGCACUCCAUGGACCCCCAGCUGGAACGCCAGGUCGAGACCAUCCGUAACCUGGUGGACUCCUACAUGGGCAUUGUGAACAAGACUGUGCGGGACCUCAUGCCCAAGACCAUCAUGCACCUCAUGAUCAACAGUACCAAGGAGUUUAUCCACGCUGAGCUGCUGGCAUCCCUGUAUUCCUGCGGAGACCAGAACACUCUGAUGGAGGAGUCAGCCGAGCAGGCCCAGCACCGUGACGAGAUGCUGCGCAUGUACCACGCUCUGCGGGAGGCACUGAGCAUCAUUGGGGAUAUCAACACCACCACCACCAGCACCCCCACACCCCCGCCCGUCGACGACUCCUGGCUGCAGGUGCAGUCGCAGCAGUCUGGCAGGAGGUCUCCCACCUCCAGCCCCACUCCACAGAGGAGAGCCCCAGCGGUGCCCCCUGCCCGGGCUGGCUCCAGAGGCCCUGCCCCCGGACCACCCCCCGCAGGGGCCCCACCUGUCCCCUCCCGCCCCGGAGCAUCCCCUGACCCCUUUGGUGGCGCCCCUCCUCAAGUCCCCUCACGACCCAACCGCGCUCCUCCUGGCGUCCCCAGAAUUACUGUCAGUGACCCAUGAGGACUAACGCUAAUGCCGGAGGGCCCCUGCAUCACCUACCCAACCCACAGUUUCCCGGACAACAGAGUCCCCCCUCUUAGACCUCUAACUGCGGGCAUCCGCCUGUCCCCUAUGGGCUGUAAUAGAUGCCCUUAGCCCUACGCCCUGACUGUGAUGUGCAGUUCAACCCACCUACCGUUUCCCCAGCACACACAAACUAACAAGUGUGAUACAUUCUCGUCUAGUGUAGAGUAGAUAGUGUUUACAGCGUGUCUCCUGAUACUAGCCAAGUGUUUGUAUUUUGUAGAGUAGAUUAAUUGACUCCUAUCUGAUGAAAAAGGUAUAGUGUGAAUUACGUCCAGACUAUAGUAUAUAUAUAUAUAUAUAUAUAUAUAUAUAUAUAUAUAUAUAUAUAUAUAUAUAUAUAUAUAUAUUGAUGCAUCUUUAUGUGUCUAUAAUUCCAAGGGCACCUACUCUGUCAGUAUGCCAAGCUCGUGUCGGAGUAGAUAGCUUUUCAGACUGACUGUUUCAACAACUGAAAAAUGACAUGUUAAAUAAAUACAUUUAAAAAUGUAACUUUUUGUGUUUGUAUUGUCUAGUUUCAAGAGGAACAAAUUGUGUACUGCAUAUCGUUCUCUUGGGGAUUGUGCAAUGAAGUCAUGUGUGUGUGUGUGUGAGGGUGUACUCGCUUUUUACAGCUAUCUGUGUGGCAGAAUUUGACCCUCUCCCCUCGCUGCCCCUCCCCGGUUGCCUGGAUCAUUUAUUGCAGUUUAAAAUAAAUGCAGACUCUGCACACUUACCCUUGAGAUUAAAGGCAGACAGUAAUUUCAUGCACUAGUUCUACAACCAAGCUUGUUCUACCCCUUUAGAAUCUGUUUUUGUUUCUUGUUUUUAUCUUAACCUCUUUGUUUUUCCAACCCAAAGAUGCAGUGUUUCCUUUGUAUAUAAUAAAUAAAUAAAUAAAUAAAUAAUCUUUAUUUUUAAUAUUGCUCUUUUCACAAUAGCAAUUGCCGCAAAGCGCUUCAUAUGAAUACUACUAGAGCGCUACUGCAGUUUUAAGUUCUCUUUUCUAGACCUGUAUACAGCUCUGCAGUGUUAAAGAUGUAUGGCUGGUUUCACAGCCCCUGAUCAGCACUAAUCUUGCAAUACCUAUUGUAAUGUUAACUACUGAGAUAUUUGUCAGGAUCUGUGAACCAGCCAUAUUUUUUUCUGAAUUGCAGUUGAUGUUUAGUUAAAAUGAUCACACUAAAGUUAAACACGCAAUGAUUCUACACACAGCCCAAUACAACCAGUUAAACCAGUGGCUUCAAGCCCCGACAGUUCUAGAUGGGUCAUUUGGACUGCUAUUUGGGAUAUAAGCAAAAGGAACACUGCAUCUUUGUAUUUUAUAAUAAUCCUUUAUGUUAUGCCCUGUCCUUAAUUCACAUACCAGCAAAUCACCCCAUUGGCACUAACUUAUACUCUUUGUGAAGACAGUAAUGAUUGGUAAAGCAAUCUAAUGGGGCUUUAGUUCAGCUAAAUACCACUACCAGCCUUGCUUUUUGCAGUGUGAACAAUCAAAUAUUCUAGAUGUCAUUAAUCAUGUUAUUUGGGUUUAUAAGAGGAAAUGACAGCUUCAGUCUACAAAGAACUGCAUUUGUCAUAAACUAUUUAGGCCAAAGAAUAGCACAAUUAUGCUACACUUAAACCUUGGCCUGGACUGCAAUAGCGAUCAGCCCAUCUCAAAUCUUACAAUACGCUAUAGCAUGUCAAUUAGUCAAGUUUUAUUUCUAAGGGAAAAGCACAAUUCUCAAUGUGAGCGUAAUUCCUGCAUAAUAAAUCCAUGUUAACAUGGAAAUCUCUGUGCACAACAGACAAAUCCAGUUACUUCUGUAGGCAAACCGACGAAGGGUUAGAAAAAGUGGUCUAGUGGCUCCUGAGUGGCGCAUCCAGUAAAGGCACUCUGUCCAGAGUGCAGGAUGCGCCCUAUAGUUUGGAGAUCGCCAAUUUGAAUGCAGGCUAUGCCACAUGGCUGGGAGUUCCCAGUCGCAGCGCACAAUUGGCCAAGCGCUGCCAAGGCAGGGAGGGUUUAGUUCGGCUGGAGUCCUUGGCUCACCACGCACCAGCAACCCCUGUGGCUGGCAGGACGCCUGCAGGCCUGCCUGUAUGCAAUUCAGAACAGCGUGGUCCUCCAACGCUGUAGUUGUAUAAUGGCUUUGUCUUUGUCUCUCCCGCGUUAGUGCAGUGAGCUGGUUUGAAUAAUUGGGCAUUCCGAAUUGGGAGAAAAACACUGUAGAAUAACAGGCAAUCCAAAUUUAUAUUAAAAAAAGAAAAAGUGGUCUACCGGUUGCAUUGAGUAAAACUGCUCCUAAUUACAAAACAACAGUGUAACAGUUCAAGACAAUAACAUUCCUUCUAUAUUUGUAUAUCAACAAAACAGAAAGUAACUGUUUCAUCUAAAAGCACCCUCUAAAAACAUCUAUACAGAGAUAUCUAAAACACUGAAAGUGAAUGCUGGCAGUGCGAUAUUAAGGACACUUGUUUUUCAUUUGUUUCUUUUUUUGCACCAAUUGUCUUUAUUUCUUCCUGCUUUUCUUUUACUGUGUUCU
This is a messenger RNA of Polyodon spathula (Mississippi paddlefish), 5361 nucleotides long. Its product is annotated as dynamin-1. The record is from RefSeq and is a predicted model, not a curated record. Gene Ontology annotation, cellular component: cytoplasm; membrane; microtubule. NCBI's taxonomy places the organism in Eukaryota, Metazoa, Chordata, Actinopteri, Acipenseriformes, Polyodontidae. The transcript is spliced from 23 exons. Bases 251 to 2794 code for a protein of 847 amino acids. Gene Ontology annotation, molecular function: GTP binding; GTPase activity; microtubule binding.